Molecule: messenger RNA, 5445 nt
Organism: Polypterus senegalus (gray bichir)
Lineage: Eukaryota; Metazoa; Chordata; Cladistia; Polypteriformes; Polypteridae
Gene: enah
Product: ENAH actin regulator
Exons: 15
Coding region: 407-2815 (802 amino acids)
Biological process (GO): axon guidance; actin polymerization-dependent cell motility; actin polymerization or depolymerization
Molecular function (GO): profilin binding; SH3 domain binding
Source: RefSeq, a predicted model, not a curated record
CGUGCGUCAGUGCGGUGACUGGAGAGUGGAAUCCCGACGGCGGGCGCUGCUCUCGAGUCGUGGAAGACAGGCUGGGGUCCGAAUGUGAACACAGCAAUUAACUUGCAGUUUUCUGUAGUGAGCUUUCAAAUUCAACGGGAUGGUCUAAUGCAAAGCAAAGGAACCUCUUUUUUUAUUUUUUUUGUUUUGGUUUAUUUUUGUUACUUUCAUGGAUAUGUAUUUUCUGUCUAAAUGUUUCGCUGGUUUUCGUAUGGUUUAACCAACUGACUCGAGACAGCUGGAGAGGGAGAGAGAGAGAGAGAGAGAGAGAGAGCGAGCGAGAGAGAGAGAGGGGAACCGCGACUGCAUUUUUAUUUGAAUAACGUUUUGGACAGAGGAAAACAGCAACGUGGACGGAAUUACCAACAUGAGUGAACAGAGUAUCUGUCAGGCUCGAGCUGCUGUUAUGAUAUAUGAUGAUGCUAAUAAGAAAUGGGUGCCUGCUGGUGGUUCAACAGGUUUCAGCAGAGUUCAUAUUUACCAUCAUACUGGGAACAAUGCAUUCAGAGUAGUUGGAAGGAAAAUCCAGGACCAUCAGGUGGUUAUAAAUUGUGCCAUUCCUAAGGGACUUAAAUACAAUCAAGCAACCCAGACCUUUCAUCAGUGGCGAGAUGCCAGACAAGUUUAUGGUCUAAACUUUGGAAGCAAAGAGGAUGCCAAUGUAUUUGCUAGUGCCAUGAUGCAUGCCUUGGAAGUGUUAAAUUCACAAGAUUCAGGUCCAACAUUGACACGACAGAAUUCUCAGCUCUCCCCUCAUGUGCAGAAUGGUCCUUCACAAGAGGAGCUGGAAAUACAAAGGAGGCAGCUGCAGGAACAGCAGCGACAAAAGGAACAAGAGAGAGAAAGACUAGAGAGGGAGAGGACUGAAAGAGAGCGCAUCGAAAAGGAAAGACUGGAAAGAGAACGACUAGAGCUGGAGCAGCUGGAGCACGAGAGGCUGGAGAGAGAGCGGCUUGAACGCUUGGAGCACGAGAGGCUGGAGAGAGAGCGGCUUGAACGCCUGGAGCGUGAAAGGCUUGAACGAGAGAGGCUAGAACGUGAACGACUGGAAAGGGAACACCAGGAACAGCUUGAAAAAGAACAAAUGGAUUGGGACAGAGAGAGGAGGAUGUCUAGUAAUGCUCCGUCUCUAGACAGCUCGCUGUACAGCAGUCCUCCUCCUGAGUACUCCAGCUGCCAGCCUUCCUCUGCACCACCACCGUCAUACGCCAAAGUAGUUGCUGCACCUGUCCCAUCCUUAGCGGGAGAUUCUGUACCAGACUGCACAUCAACAACCACUCCAGCUAGCAACACACCCCCCACUCCUCCUUUGCGGCAUUCUGCUUCCCGUUUUGCCACAUCUCUUGGUUCUGCCUUUCAUCCUGUGCUGCCUCAUUAUGCUACCAUACCACGCCCUCUCAAAACAACUGCUCCUCCUUCUCCAGUAAAAUCCUCCCCGCCCACUCCUUCAUCCACAAAAUCCAUAGUAUGGUCUGCUUCCAAUUUUAGUCCACUCCCUCCUUCUCCACCAGUUAUGAUCAGUAGCCCUCCUGGUAAAGCAGCUGGCCCCCGUCCUGUACUUCCACUUCCUGUCCCUAGCCCUUUAGCCCAGGUGCCUCCUUGCCCUGCAUCUUGUAAUGGACCUCCAGAAUCCCCACUCACACCUCAGACAAUAUUGUCACCAAUAAACUCAGCUCCCCCUCUCCCUCCACCACCUCCACCCCUUCCACCUCUCAAUCUGUCGUCCUCUCCAGGCUGUCCUGCUUCUCCAAAUGCAUCUGUUGUGUCAACUCCCUCAUCCCAUCCUCGUGUUCUCCCUUCUCCCUCUGCAGCUUCCCCUGCCUCCGCUGAACACUCACUAAACUCUGUGUUGGGAGACUCCUCUGCUCCAGAGCAGCUGGCUUUACUGGGGGCCUCUCAGCUGGCUGAUCCUCAAACCUUGCCGGAAAAUAGUCAAGGCCCACCAGCUCCUCCUCCACCCCCUCCACUUCCUCCAGGAACUUCACUACCGCUACUGACAGGUCCUCCUCCUCCUCCAUGCCCACCUCCACCCCCACCUUUACCUUCUUCCUCUGGACCUCCACCACCUCCUGGACCUCCUCCACCACUUCCAGGCCAGGUACCACCACCUGCACCACCCCCACCCCCAGCCCCUCCUCUUCCCACAGCAGGUUUCUCUCCUGUGUCAGAUGAAAACCGUCCGCUGGCUGGAUUAGCGGCAGCUUUGGCUGGAGCCAAACUGAGAAAAGUGCCAAGGAGUGAAGAUUCUACAGGCGUUGCCGCUGCCUCUACACUGACAAAAAUAGAGUCUAGUCGUGGAAAUGGACCACUGUCUGUGGGUGGAGGUGGUCUCAUGGAAGAAAUGAGUGCCCUGCUGGCCAGGAGGAGAAGAAUUGCUGAAAAGGGAUCAACACCUGAACCGGAAACAAAAGAAAAACAAGAAGAUGCAGAACCCACAUGUCCUAAGAUACCAGCAGCAAGUACUCCAGAUAUGGCAAGAAAGCCCUGGGAAAGAACAAACACUAUGAAUGGUAGCAAAUCUCCAGUUAUAUCAAGACGGGAUUCACCAUGGAGAAAUCAGAUGGUUUCUGACAACUACUGUGAUUCCCUAAGCAGACCGAAGUCCACACCAACGCCAACUGGGUCCCUAAGUGCCAAUGGGGUGUCAGGAGAAGGAUUAGAUUAUGACAGAUUAAAACAGGAUAUUUUAGAUGAAAUGAGGAAGGAACUGACAAAACUGAAAGAAGAACUUAUUGAUGCAAUCAGGCAGGAACUGAGCAAGUCAAAUAGUGCAUAGAAGAACAGGAGUUCCACUGCAGAUUUCUACAUUUGACCUGGCACUAGAGCUUUCGGGAGGGGGGGGGAUAAAACUUUUUUUUUAAGAAAACAUGAAGAGUGUUUUGCAAGAAGGACCCACUGUACUACAUUUUGGAACAUGGAGAGCCAAGCCUUGUUAUAGCAGCAGUGAAGAGCUUUCUUCUUUCCUUGGAGCUUGCUGCUUUGUCUUGACCACCUUGCCAGAGGGUGAAAAAAAGUCUUAAAAGUUACUCUGAUAAUUUGCAAAGAGAGAUCUUGUAGUAAAUAAACAGUAUUAGUGCAGGAAAGUACUUCAUGCUGACAGACCAUUUGCACAUUCUGUAGACCUGAACUGCAAAGGCACACUGGGCAGGGGCAGGUUUCCAUCUUGCAGCCAUGUGCUGGCUACAGAGGAAGGCUUUCUUUUUGGGAAAGAAGGACUUCAUAGCAGGUUGUAGUCUUCUGCUGCAGGGCUCCAUAAAGCUUGUCUUCCUGAAAUACUCUUAUACCUGAAAUAUGUACAUUAAAUAUCUGGAGAUGUUUGUUCACGUCUGUUCUAAUGUUAAAAUCAUGGCCAUAUCAGGUAGCUUUAUGAUAUGUUAAUUGGAUGGCCUAUUUGUAGGAUUUUUGGCUUAAUAUUCUGAAAUAAUAAAUGCUGGAAAGCCUAACUAUAGUUAGCCUACAUUUGGACUAUGUUUCCUUUUAAAGUAUAAGGAGUCAAGUGAUCACAGAAGUAGAUGCCUUCCUACAUCAGUUUACCGCUUUACCAAAUCUGAGACUCCGCCAUGCAAAUAGGUAUCGAAAGUGAAUCAAAUAAAGACAGCAUCUGUCAACGGAUUUUUUUUUUUUUUUCGUUUUUCAUUUACUUAAACUUUAUUGCAUGUUCAGUUUUGUAAAAUCACACAGCCAUACAAUCAUUUUUUUUUAAUUUUUUUUAUUUUGUAAGCAAUAAAUGUAACAUGACCAUUAAGUUGCCUUUUACACUUCUCCAAGCUUUUGGUUCUGUUAGGCAUUUCAUUUCUCCUUUAGUUAAAGUUUGUUGUUUCUUUAUUUCUUUUAUAAUUAACUCAUUAAAAUUACAUGUAUGAUUUCCACAGCUGUAUUUUACUAGGAACUAAAUGCAUGCAUAUUGAUGGGAGAGAGCUGUGAAUUUAUAGUCAUGGUUUAUUACACUGACCUGAUAAAGUUCUUCUUUAAUUGCUGUUUGUAUUUCAUUUUAGACACCAGAAUGUUCCAAAUUGGCUGUAAUUACCAUUGCUCUUUGGUAUUAGUGCCUCUCAGCCUCUCAAAUCAAUUUCUCCACAACACUGUCAAGAUAGCAACAAAGAGUUACACAAAAAGGGUAAAAACAAAAAAAAAAAAAAAGGUUUCGCACUAACAUGUUAAUCACUCUAGUGUACUUUUUAUUAUUUAGUUAUUAAAAUGGAAUUAAAACAAAAAAAAACCUUGCGGCCACAGCGUGUCAUUCUUCCAGGAAGUUAGUGUUUUCAGUUAUUUCUUGAGUGACUCCUCACAAUUCAGUCCUAGCUGCGUUUUGCCAGAUUAAUCAAAGAGAAUCACUAAAGAGGCAGAACUCCUAUAAAGAAGUGGAGCCCAUUACUGCAGGGUGAGUAGAUUUCCUACGGUACACUUGGUAUGAUAUGCUCGAAUUGCAUAGGUGCAAGUGUGAUUAAGUUAAGUACAACAUUGUAGGGAGAGCAAAGCGGAUAUAAAACAAACAAAAACAAAAUUGGAGUAAGUGACAGCUACUGUGUUUUGUGGGAUUCAUUUGAUGACUUCUCUUGUUAGCAUAUUUUGUUUCCACUUGUUUUGAAGAACCAAAACACUGAACUGCUGUAGUUUUGUGAAUGUACAGCAUGACUGCACUUUAGAACCCAUUUAAAGUCAUCUUGUGGUUUAUACUCAAGUUUUUUUUUUCCUCCUGGGUAUAGGUGGUUUAUUUUUCAAUAUAAACAUUGGAUAAUUUACUAAUAGAGCUCUUCCUCACGUUUUCUUUUACAUGUUUUCCUGUGAAUCUUUUAACUUCAUUUGAUUCUGUUUAUCUGGCAACUUUCUUCAUUGAACUAAAUUAAGAUUGUAGGCAAAUUUGAUUUCUUAGUAAUCUAAUUAGGACUGUGCCUUGUUCUGAAACGAGUCUGCGAUGACACGGGUUCACCUGUCCCUUGUUUCUGCUUGUCUUGUAAUUCUAAACGUGGGGAUUUGGAUGAAAGUUUUAUACCGUGUAAACAUUUUUCACAAAUGCUGCUGUCUGAGAGUAGAAGGUGGUGGUGGUGAUGAUGAUAAAUGAUCAGAUAAUAAUUUUGUUAAAAUCUCACAAAAGGUGAAAUGUGGGCUGUGGGAAACCCAGAUCCUGUGUAAAAAUCCCUUGUAUUCAUUGCAAUCUUAUUAACUGAAUGUCCAAAUCAAUAUGCUGGUGCUGAAGCCCUUUUAUUUACUAAUUAUUCUGAUAAUUAUGGGAAUGGCAGCCCAAGUCAAACAUAUUGAAUGUUUUGAAAUGUUUUAAGCAUUUUUUGUUCUUCUUCUUUUCCAUUCACUUUGUACCACAAUGUUUAUUUCUGUUUCUUUUAAAUUUCAUACAAGCUAACAUUUUGUUUUUUGUUUGAGCGAAUGAAAUAAACUUGCAAUACAUUA